This is a messenger RNA of Caenorhabditis remanei, 825 nucleotides long. RefSeq lists its product as uncharacterized. The transcript has 4 exons. Gene Ontology annotation, molecular function: N-methyltransferase activity. Gene Ontology annotation, cellular component: cytosol. Lineage: Eukaryota; Metazoa; Nematoda; Chromadorea; Rhabditida; Rhabditidae. The record is from RefSeq and is a predicted model, not a curated record. Bases 1 to 825 code for a protein of 274 amino acids.
AUGUCUACCCACCCAUCUGAAUCCAUCCCUCAAGAAGAAGAAGAGAAUCAUACUGUACUUCUGCCGGAGGACUAUGUACAAAAAUUCGACCCGGAUGCAUAUCUGCAAUUCUAUUUCAGCCAAGAUGCCAUCGAAGACGGAACCCGUGUUUCCCUGUUCGCUCUCCCUGUCUUCGCCCAAUUAAUGCUCCAAACCAUGCGUCCAAACGAACGUGAAACCCUACUCGACAUCGGCGCAGGACCUACCGUAUACUCUGCUCUCUGCUUCCGUGACGUGGCAAAACGUGUCCAUUUGGCUGAUUACGUGGAUCGUAACCUGGAUGUUCUCCGAAAAUGGGUCCGUCGUGAGGAGACAAUCGAUUGGGUUCCAACUAUCAAAGUGAUUAAAAGAACCGAAGGAGGACCUGUUCCGACUGAAAAUGUUUGUCAAGAAGUUGAAGAAAAGGCACGUGGAUUGGUCAAAUCGGGAGGAAUUCAUUUCGCCGAUGUCCAUCAGAAUGUGGUUGUUCCCGAGUUGGCUGGAAAGCAGGCGGAUGUUCUUGUCUCGAUUUUCACGUUGGAAAGUGCAUGCCGAAAUUAUGAGGAGUACUGUAAAUGUGUGGAGAAUAUGAUGAGACAUCUGCGUUCUGGUGGUCGUUUCGUUCUUGGUUCGGUGCUCGAGGACGAUGAAUAUAAUUCUGGAAGACAGACCAUCUUCCAUCUCCUCAACCUCCGUGAACAAAUGAUUCUCGAUGCUCUCGUCGCCGUUGGACUCGACGUUGCAAACGCCAAGAAAUACGUUUUGGAUGGAGAAGGAGUCAUGUUCAUUAUGGCAACUAAACUCUAA